AUGGCAGGGAGGUGUUACUUGCUGAGUGUGAGCAAUCUCGUGGGCGCGUGGUUCGAGGUGGGAAGCAGCGCGCUGCACAAAUUCAGCACGGCGAGCGGCCUGUCGUGCAACGCCGCCAAGUACUCCGCGCUCGCCACCGCCACUGACGGCAGCAACGUCGCUGGGUUUCUCAGUCGCGGCCUUCGCACCGUCAGUCCGUUACGAGCCGAUCAGGUGUGGCGCAUAUCCGCAGCAGCAGGGCGCAUCUCGCGCAACCUGCGCCGUGUGUGCGAGGCGGCCGUUUACAGCGCCAGGGCGCACGCGUCCCUGCAGGCGAUGCUUGUGCCGGGGCCUCAGGGGGUGGGUGGCGGGGUAAACAGCAGCGGGACUACGCCCACUAGUGACAGCAGCAGUAACAGCACGAGCCCGUUUUCCCAGCAAGCCAACGGAACUGCGCUUGCAGCUGUGGGCAUACUGGCUGCGUCUGGCGCCACCCUGUCACAGCAGGCCCUCGCGAUCUACAAUCAGCUGGGAGCGCUGCAGCAGCAUAACAACCGCGCCAGCACAUUCAACGACCCGCAGGACCCCGGGCUGGACGUCACGAAGCAAGGGCUCGCAGACGCAGCCAACCGCAUCAUUGCUGCUGCUGGAAGGGCUCAGCGCGCAGGGAUGAGGGGAAGCCUGGCGGUGCUGCAGAUGCAGCUCAUGCUGCCCGCUGCCAACAGCAGUGCCGCCACCCGGUUCACAUCCCGGCUCUCUGGUUUCCUGGGGCGCGCGUCUUGGGAACUGGGAGUGAGAGGGAAGGUGGGCCUGGCGACGACUGUGAUUCGCCUGCUGGCGGCGUCGGUGCUCGUGCCCUCCCUCACCAUGUUCCCAUCGCCCUUCCCCUGGAAUUCCCAGACCCAGCUGCGCAUGCAAGCCGUGCAAGACAGGAAGCAGCCUGGGAAGUUUGCAGUGAGCCUCUUUGGAUUCGCUCGGAAUAACAACUACCUGAUCAACAAGCUUGAAGGGAACGCAGAUUCCGAGUACAACAUGGCCACCAUUGUGUCGUGUGAUGGCGGCCAGACGUGUCAGCAGCAAUAUCCUGUCCCGCCUAGCCACGCGUCAUCGUCACCCCUCCUGACAUCCACCAUGGAAAUCACCUAUAGAGUAGGCCGCGGCAGCCGCCUGGCUGCUGUGCUAGCGUGCGUCGCGGUGUGGUGCGCGGCGUGGCAGCGCGCGCGAGCGGGGGACACAUACUUCUGCCAGGAGCUGGUGAAGGAGACGGUGGGGGCGUGCCCCGACGUGCAGACGAGCAACACGUUCAUGGCGGAGUUUUUCCAGGGCAAGUGGUACGAGAUCGGGUCGACGGCGGAGUCGAAGCUGGAAGUGAGCGGCGAGCUGGGCAUGUCGUGCGUGACGUACAACUUCGUAUUCCGCGGCAUCAACCACAGCCUCAACAGAUUCAGCGUGGUGAAGCGCGGCAUCCGCAUGACCACGCCCGCGCGCCAGUCGCAGAUCCAGGGGCUCUCCAACUCCGCCACGCUGCAAGUGAGCAACGCGCAGCAGACGCUGUCGUGGGCGGAGCUCCCCAACGACGUCGAGGCGGACGUCAAGGUCGCGCUGGGCGACAUCGCGAAUUCCAUGGCGCAGGUUUCCGCGCGCGCGGAGCGCGCGUAUAACCUGCUGGCGCGGAUCCAGCAGCUGAACGCGCAGCUGAGCCAGAUGGACCGCGUGUUCUUCAUCUGGCAGACGAAGCAGAAGCUCGUGAGCGCCGUCAAGCAGCUGCAGAGGGAGUCGACGGCCAUCAACAAGGGGCGCGUGAGCAUCAUGAAGUCGGCGCAGAUCGCGACGCGGCGCGUCAACAAGGUGGAGAACAAGCUCGGCAACCUGCGCGGCAAACAAACGGUGAGCCCUCGUGGAGGAGAAGCGGCGCGGCGCUGCGCUCCAGAGGCCGCAGUUGUCCUGCAUUACACAAUAAUAUAUAUCCUUCCCCCCUCCUUCCACCGUCCCUCCCCUCAGCUGCUGCUGAACCUGAACGACAUUGUGGGGCUCACGCGCAACGUGAGUGGGUUUGGGCGCGCGACGGGGCGCAUGGGCGCAGCGACGGCAUCAAUGCGGCCGAUGGCGGGGCUCAUGUUCUCCAACCCGCUCGCCAUGCGCUUCUCCUACUCCGCCAUCGGCGCCGUCACGCAAGUGGAAGCCUCGCAGGUGGGCAAGAUGCAGGUGACGUACGGCAACGGGCGGGGCGUGGUGGAGAACAUGUGGGUGGCGGGGCUGUGGGGCAACCAGGCGCUGUCAGACUCGUACAGCAUGGCGCUCAUCUACUCGUGCUUCGUGCCGCCCGCUAACAUUGGCUCGGGGAGAACAAGCGCGAUCUCCUUCCGCCUUCUGUCCCGCUCCCCAUCCGUCUCUCAAGCGGAUGUUGACUCGGCGCUGCAACUGCUGGAGCAGCAAGGGGUCCCAAUGGGUGGACCCAACCCUUAUGUGCCAACCUUCCAACUGGGCUUGCCAAUCAAGAGGGCGAUUUGCGCCCACCAUGUUGCAAAUCCGCACCUGCGCCAUGUUGAUCUUUCUCGCUGGUGCUUCACUCGCUUCGGGAUUCGCCCCGACCGCAUCACUAUUGGGCGCGUGCUCAAGGGUGCCGACCGUUGGGUGCGACCUGAUGGGGCCGCCGACGUCAUCCGUGUGCGCGGAGGCGCACAUUCCGAGCUCGAGUGCGCAAUGGCUCGAUGGAUCGCCAAUGCGGGCCCGGCUGGCGUGCCUCUCACUCUCGCAACAAUCUGCGACCAUGUGGCGACAAUGGCGCGGAACAGUGGGAUUCCGCCCACAUUUCGCUGCUCCAUAGGCUGGGCCCGUCGUGCUCUGCGCCGCCAGGGUGUCCGUUGCAUGAGCGCCGUUGGCAAGGCGGCCGACCAGGACACGACGUCCAUCCGAACGACCAAGGAGAAACUCCCGCAGCUGUUGAUGCAUCUUUCCGUCACUCCGAGCGACACCUUCAACUUCGACGAGACCGCUUUGUUCCUCUCGAUCCUGCCGCGUAAGACGGUCUCAUCUCAAUGGCGAAGGCGCGGUACCGUGCGCACUGGCUCCGCGCCUUUACCGGCAUGUGGUGUGCCGACAGCGCAACUACCGCGGCUGCGCCGCUGGUGGUGGCGCACCGGAUGUCUUCCCCACGUGUGGGCCAUGUCUCUCCCACACGUGGGGGUCGGGAACGGCAACAACGGCGGCGCAGGCGGCGGCGGUGCGAAUGUGGCCGACAUCGGCCUCGAUGCAGAGGUUGACGGCGUCGGCCUCCUCAUUGACCAUUUGCGUCUCGGGCCGAGCGCGAUGGCCGCCGCCGAUUUCGUGAACGUCGACGCCAACCAGCCCACCUGCGCCGAAACGGGGGAGGACCCGCUUGCAAGGGAGCCCGCGUCGACGGCGACACCCGCAAUGUGGGAGGCGCAUGCUAAGAUGCAGGCUGUCUACGACGACAGCAACCCUGCGUCGCGCGAAGCGCACCGCACCGCUCGCGCAGCGUGCGAGAUGCUGAUUGACUGGGUGGCGCAGUCGGCCCGCCGCCAGGAGCUGAUUGACGCCGGUGCACCCGCCGUGAUGAGCGGAUACCUGGCCGCUGCAGAGUGGAUGUGGCUGUGA
Molecule: messenger RNA, 3597 nt
Organism: Closterium sp. NIES-65
Lineage: Eukaryota; Viridiplantae; Streptophyta; Zygnematophyceae; Desmidiales; Closteriaceae
Source: the annotation of a GenBank genome assembly